Molecule: messenger RNA, 600 nt
Organism: Dreissena polymorpha
Lineage: Eukaryota; Metazoa; Mollusca; Bivalvia; Myida; Dreissenidae
Exons: 2
Coding region: 1-600 (199 amino acids)
Source: RefSeq, a predicted model, not a curated record
AUGGCAGUGACCAAAACACGCAUUGAAUUCGGUAAAGGAACUGCUGGUGGAUCAACUUACACCCGAUGGGGAAGAACGACGUGUUCCGCAACCGGGACACUAACCGUAUAUUCGGGUUACUCGGCAGGAAGUCAUUACACGCACCAAGGAGCUGCCGUGAACUACCUGUGUCUCACCAAAGAGCCGCUGUGGAGCAGAUUUGACGCCAGCCUACAGCACGGAGCGCCGGUUUACGGGGCCGAGUAUGAGUUUGAUGGGCGGAACAGGGUCACUUUCUUCGAUAGGGAAAUAACCGAUCACGAUGCUCCAUGCGCCGUGUGUGAGUCUCCUCGUUCGCAAGUGCUGAUGAUUCCGGGUCGCAACAAAUGCCUGGCCGGAUGGACCUUGGAGUACCAAGGAUAUCUCGUGGCAGGCGAUAUUGAUCAUGUGGCCGCUUCAGAGUUCAUAUGCCUGGACGCCAAUCCCGAGUCACUGCCAAAUGACUCGGGAAAUACUGACGGGAAGGUGUUCUACUUUGCAGAAGCGAGAUGUGGAGGGUCCCUGAAAUGUCCGCCGUACGUCAAUGGGCGAGAACUGACGUGCGUUGUUUGCACGAAAUAA